Messenger RNA from Guyanagaster necrorhizus, 159 nucleotides. RefSeq lists its product as uncharacterized. The record is from RefSeq and is a predicted model, not a curated record. The annotation marks the transcript as partial. The transcript has 2 exons. Lineage: Eukaryota; Fungi; Basidiomycota; Agaricomycetes; Agaricales; Physalacriaceae.
AUGAUGUUCAAAUUCACCUCCAUUGCCAUGAUCGCCUUGACGGCCAUGUUCCUAUCCGCGGGACAAGCCGAUGCCAUUGCAGACAACGCUGUUGACGCGUGCAAUGGUUCUAAUAACUACGGUGUGGGACAUUCAUGCGCGUUUGCUGAAUCUCAAGGC